AUGGCACUCGACUAUCUCCCCUCAUGGGGCCAACUCCCCGCCGAGCAAUAUCUAAUCCAAUUCUGGAACCCCGCAUCUACCGAACAACCAUCCACGCAACGCGCACGCCUAGUCAAGCAAUUCCUAAAUCUCGACCAGUUGAACUCAGACUGGGACCCAACAGAUGGUGCUACCAAUCCAGACGCUCAACCCGCCCGCAUCCCGACUGAAGAAGAAAUAGCUAUAAUCCUUCGUCCUUGGCGGUCCGAUCAUAUACGUCGACUAGCCUGGCGCGUCUGGGAGGUUUAUACUAAUAAAGGUGGUAAUAACCCACUCCUGCUGAGGACGUGGUAUAACCCUGAUGAUGAUGAGCGCGUGAAGAGUUGGGCGACGCUCUCGGAGGAAUUCGCCGAUGAUGCGGACUGGGCGCUUCUAGAUGACCGCGCCGUCUUUGAUUUUGGAACUGGUCCCUGGCAGCAGGUACUCGAGAUUUUGCCGGAAAUUGCUGUCCGUCUUUCUCAAGAUAACCAGUGGGUCCGCCGAAAAGAUUGGCGCGUGAAUGAUGAAUGUGGGUUCUACUCUGAUUUUAAGGAAGAGUUGAACGAGGUCAAGCGGUCGAACUCAUCGUGGAAAAACGACUUGAAUAUUCUCGUUAAAGAGAACGCUGCCGCGCAGAGUUACUUGCAUUAUAUAUCAAGGAGCUACAUCUUAAUCGCGGAUAAAGAGGCUUUUGAGACUGAUCACUUUUUACUCGCUUAUCUUGAUACGAAAGGAAGAGUUACGAUGCAGGGGCGGAUUCUUAUCGACGAAGAUAGACUAGGUGAGGUUUCGUUGGAGUGGUUUGAAGGAAGGGCUCCGGUGGAGGUUUUUGAGGAGGGUGAGCUUGGUGCAGAAUAUGUUGUGGCUGCUGGGAAUGGAGCGGAUCGUGAUGUGUAUUACUGGACGAGGGAGGAUUUGGAGGAUGAUCCGCCGCCAUUUGGUGAUGAGGAGGACCAGCUCUAG
Aspergillus melleus is the source of this 981-nucleotide messenger RNA. RefSeq lists its product as uncharacterized. The record is from RefSeq and is a predicted model, not a curated record. Bases 1 to 981 code for a protein of 326 amino acids. The transcript has 2 exons. NCBI's taxonomy places the organism in Eukaryota, Fungi, Ascomycota, Eurotiomycetes, Eurotiales, Aspergillaceae.